AUGCGUAUGUCUACAUACCACGAGCCUCCGCAUGUUGAGAGUGACGAUCGAUCGAUUCAGCUAACACCGCAGUCCGUUAUCCGCAGCGACCACAUCACAGAGCUGAACAACACCAAGCCCAAGCAGCCCUUUUUCUUCUUGAAGCCCGCUUCCGCUAUUCUCUGCCCCGGCGAGGGUCCUGUGCUGCGUCCUCAGGGAACCAACCUGCACUAUGAGGUUGAAUUGGCGCUGGUGAUGGGCAAGACCGUUCGGGAUCUGGACCCGAAUGAUGAUAAGGGUGCUUUGGAUGCAAUUCACAGCUACCUCCUCGGUAUUGACAUGACCGCUCGCAACGUCCAAGAAGAAGCGAAGAAGAAGGGCCUCCCCUGGACGAUCGCCAAGGGCUUCGAUACUUUCCUGCCUGUCUCUCAGGAGAUUUCCAAGGCCCGUCUUCCCGACCCUCAUAAUGCUUUCCUUCGCUUGAGUGUAGGAUCGCAAAUGCGCCAGGCCGACUCCACUGGUCUGAUGCUUUACCGGAUCCCCAGACUUCUGGCGGAGAUCUCCCGUGUCAUGACUCUGGAGAAGGGUGACCUUGUCCUGACUGGUACUCCCAAGGGCGUGGGUCAGGUCAAGUCUGGCGAUGUCAUGAAGGCGUCCAUUGAGUACGAUGGCAAGGAGCUCGAGGAGGGUCGCAUCGAGGUCGAGGUCAAGGACCGUGAGGGUAGAUACCGGUACAGUGAGACCUAA
Molecule: messenger RNA, 726 nt
Organism: Aspergillus niger
Lineage: Eukaryota; Fungi; Ascomycota; Eurotiomycetes; Eurotiales; Aspergillaceae
Exons: 2
Coding region: 1-726 (241 amino acids)
Cellular component (GO): mitochondrion
Molecular function (GO): acetylpyruvate hydrolase activity
Source: RefSeq, a predicted model, not a curated record